Messenger RNA from Centruroides sculpturatus (bark scorpion), 5470 nucleotides. RefSeq lists its product as uncharacterized. Lineage: Eukaryota; Metazoa; Arthropoda; Arachnida; Scorpiones; Buthidae. Gene Ontology annotation, cellular component: LUBAC complex. Gene Ontology annotation, biological process: protein linear polyubiquitination; proteasome-mediated ubiquitin-dependent protein catabolic process. Gene Ontology annotation, molecular function: ubiquitin binding; ubiquitin-protein transferase activity. The record is from RefSeq and is a predicted model, not a curated record. The transcript has 21 exons. The coding region runs from base 510 to 5222 and encodes 1570 amino acids.
AAAGUUUAUCUUCAUCAAAUGAUGAACUUCCAUGUUUAAGUUGGUCUUGUGGAGAUAGAAUAAAGUGGAAAAGAAAUAAUAUCUUGGAAAUUGGAACUAUUCGAUGGCUAGGGUACAUUUCAGCAAUUUCCAAAAAUUUAGUUGCAGGAAUUGAAUUUGAUAACCCCAUUGGCUAUGGAGAUGGUAAAAUUGGUUUUAAAAGAUAUUUUUAUGGAAAAAAUAACCAUGUAUGCUUUAUACCUGUCAAUCUAUUGAAUAAAGUUGAUGAUAAAUUCAGUUCAGAUUCUACUUUUCACUUAUUAAAUUGUCAAUAUUCUACAAAAAAUAUUGAUUCUGGGAAUCUUGAAUUUAAAAACGGAAAUAAACCCAUACUAAGUAAAAGUCAAAAAGUUAAAUCUGUUCAUUUGAAACAUCGAGUACCAAAAUUUGGACAGUGGUCUGAAGAUGAAGCUGAAGAGAAUAACAAUAGGCUUCAAAAUAAAAGUUAUUCAGUAGAAAGUUGUCCAGAAAUGUUUUCGGUGAAGUAUGACAUAUCCAGCAGUAGUGAAAGUGAUUCAGAUACCAAAAGUGGAUUGCAAAUGUUAAUGAGUUGCUUUAUUCCGAGCUCUAAGUACCAUAAAAGAAAAAAAAUUAAAAAAAUAAAUUUAGAACAUAAAAAAUUAUUAAAUAAAUAUAAACCAGUUGAAGGUAUAAAUACUAAGAUUGAAAAGAAAAAAGUUCCUCCACCUAUACCACCACCUCCCUCUCCAUUACUUUUGAAAAAGCAAGUUAAAUCUGAAUAUUAUAACCAAUUAAGUAAAUCAGAUAAUAAUUUACAUAAAGAAGAUACUAUUCUUAGAAAUUGUAAAUCCAACACACUCAAUAUUUCAAAAAGUACUGAUAAAGUAAAUAUUCUUCAUUCUCCAGACUUAAAAAGUAAAACAAGUUCCUUACCAAUGAGGUACCAAAAGAGACGCGCCCCACCUCCACCUAUUAAUAUUUCUGUCUGUGAUAAAGAAGAGUGUAAUAAAAAUGUAGAGAACAUUUUCAAAAGCAAUGUAUUAUCUUUAGAAGACAAAGUUGAGCCAGUAAAAGAAAUUAAUAAAAGUAUGUUUAAAAAUAUAGAAAUUGUUAAUCAGGUUGAUAAUCCAAAUUUCAGAAAAACUGAAGAAGUUUCAGUUUCACCACCUAUUCUACCUGUUAAAAAAGUUCCUCAUGAUACCAAAACAUUAUUUGGAUAUUCUUUAGAAGAACAAGAACAAAACUUAUCAUAUAAUAAAUUAAGUCAAAAUGAAAACUUAUACUGCGAAUUAAAACAGAAUUUUAUAAAAUCCCCUGAAGAAAAUAUAAAUUUGUGUAGUAAAGGUAAAGUUGUUAAUUUAACUGAUUUAUCUAGGAAACUAUUCUAUCAAUCAUCAUCUUAUCAUCGCACGAAAACAAAAGCUAAGAAUGACAAUUCUCAUGCAAAAGAAGAAAAACUUUCUUCCAACAUCAUGUUUGAUAGAUUUACAAACCAAAAUAAAGAAAAAGAAGCAGAUUUAUAUAAAAUAAAUGAUACUAUGAGCAUUUCAAAUUUAUUUACAAAUCAUUUACAUUCUGAUUUUAAUGUCAAAACUAAAUCUGGAGUUACUAAAAGUGAUGAUAGUUUUAAAGAAAGAGGAAAUAAAGAUUCUAGUGAUUCCUACAUAAGAAAGAAGAUAUUUAGUAAUAAUAAUAAUAAUAAUAAUAAAGCAGUUUUAAGUAACACUAAUACUAUUUUUCCAUUUACUAUUACUUCUGAGAACUAUGUGACAUUUUCAUCUCCUGAAGCAUGUUUUGUGACUUAUACAAAUGCAAAUGAGAAUUUACAUACUACUAAACAUUCAUUUGUUAAUGAUAAAAAUUACUUAAAACAUGAAUCACUCAAAGAAAGUGAAAAUAAUUGUCAAAAUAAGAAUAAUUAUCAAAAAUCUAAAGUAGAUGCAAAAGAAAACAUUUUUAAAGAAAAAAAUAAAUUAAAUAAAUAUAAUAUAAAAGAGAAGAUAAAAUCUGAUAUUACAAAAGAACCAAAAUUAAAUUUGUUAAUAGAGAAGGAUAAAACUGAUAAAGAUAAACAGCCUUUGUGUAAUAUAUUUUUGGAUGACUCUACAAUUAAUCAAAAUAAAGAAGGAAAAGAAUUUAGUUUACAGCAUAAUUAUAGAAAAAAAUGUCAGAUAAAAUCAGACAAACCUUUAUCCAUUUUGGAAGAAAAGCAAAAAUUUGUUAUUAAUAAGAAAUUUAAUAAAACUUCAGAAUUAGAUACUUUUGAAAAUAAUUAUUCAAUGAAAAAAUGUCCAGAAAAGAAAUUGAAUUCUGUUCAUGUACAAACUGAGUCAUUAUUUGGAGAAUUGGGGGUGAAUGUCAAAAAUAGCAACAGUGGAGUUUGUUCAUCUGCCAAUUUUUACAGACCAACACAGGAAAUUAGAACUCCUCAGACGUCAACCACCUUAGCAGUACCAUUGCCAGAAUUAAGAGCAAAUAGAACUUAUCGACACGAUUCUUUACAUUCAUCUAAUAAGGCUAUGUCUAUGUCCAAAAAAUUUCAACUAAUAACAUUAUUCAAACAAUUAGAAACUGCUAUUGCUAAUGGUCAACAUAAAAAAGCUGCAGUUUUAGCAAAAAAAUUAGCAAUACAUAAAGCUUCCUGCUCUUUAAAUGAACUUUCAGUUGAAGAAAAUGAUGAUAAAAACUUUAUUAUAGUUAGCCUUUAUAUUGAAGAUAAAUUUCUUCAUCAAGGGCCAUUUCCAUUAAAAAUUCAUUCUUUUAUGACUCUUGGAAUGUUGAAAAGUAAAAUAGAGAAAGAAUAUUCUAUUCCUAAAGAAUUUCAAAGAUGGAUAUUAAACAAGAGAUUGGUUAUUGAUGAUGAUAUUACAUUAUCUGAUUAUGAUGUAACUGAUGCAGGAUGUCCCCUUUUCUUAUAUUUAAUGUAUCCAAGUUCUGAAAGUGAAGCAUCUAAUGUAUUAAAUAAUAAUUCUUCUUCAAAUGAAGAAAAUCAGCAUCAAAAUUUAUUCUUUGAAGAUGUACAAAGUCAUUUGUUUAAUUUUGAAAAUAUCCCAAAUAUUCCUGAAGAAAAUGAAGAUGUAUGUUCUACUUGUGGAAUAUUAGAGUCUUGUCAGUCAUGCAGAGAAUCUAAAUCAAAUACUAAAGCAGAAAAUUCUCAUUGCAGAAAUCUUAAUGUGAUGGCUGAAAAUCAUGAAAUAAAUGAAAAAUAUGAGAAUUUAAAAAAAGAAGCUGAAAAAAAUUACCAGUUCCUUAUUCAGCUUGAUAAUCAAGAUUUGAUACCAAAUGCUGAUUCAUUUGAAUGUUCUGUUUGUUUCAGUGAUGUUAAAGCAAAUGAAGGAGUUGUUUUAAGAGAUUGCCUUCAUCAGUUUUGCAAGCAAUGCUUAGCAAAUGCCAUUGAAUUUACAGAAAAUGCAAUUAUUAAGUGCCUUUUUAGAAAUGAUCAAUACUCCUGUGAUAGCAUUCUUCAAGAAAGAGAAAUUAAAGCAUUAGUGUCACCAGAAGUUUUUGAACGAUAUUUGCGGCGUGGAUUAGUAACAGCAGAAAGCUGUACAGAAAAUAGUUUUCAUUGUAAAUCUCCAGAUUGUCCUGGUUGGUGUGUAUAUGAAGACACAAUUAAUACAUUUGACUGUCCUGUUUGUUUUCAUGUUAAUUGUCUCUCCUGUCAAGCCAUUCAUGAAGGUUUAAAUUGUAAACAGUAUCAAGAUGAAUUAGCAUAUCGAUCUGAAAGAGACAAAGAAGCACGAGAAACUAAGGAAUAUCUUGAAAAUAUGGUGCAAGAAGGUAAAGCAAUGUUUUGUCCCAAAUGCAAUGUGAUAGUUAUGAAAAGAUGGGGAUGUGAUUGGUUAAAGUGUUCAGUUUGUCAAACAGAAAUAUGUUGGAUAACAAAACAGCCACGUUGGGGACCUGAAGUAAGUUUGAUUAUACAUUUAGUUAGCCUUUAUAUUGAAGAUAAAUUUCUUCAUCAAGGGCCAUUUCCAUUAAAAAUUCAUUCUUUUAUGACUCUUGGAAUGUUGAAAAGUAAAAUAGAGAAAGAAUAUUCUAUUCCUAAAGAAUUUCAAAGAUGGAUAUUAAACAAGAGAUUGGUUAUUGAUGAUGAUAUUACAUUAUCUGAUUAUGAUGUAACUGAUGCAGGAUGUCCCCUUUUCUUAUAUUUAAUGUAUCCAAGUUCUGAAAGUGAAGCAUCUAAUGUAUUAAAUAAUAAUUCUUCUUCAAAUGAAGAAAAUCAGCAUCAAAAUUUAUUCUUUGAAGAUGUACAAAGUCAUUUGUUUAAUUUUGAAAAUAUCCCAAAUAUUCCUGAAGAAAAUGAAGAUGUAUGUUCUACUUGUGGAAUAUUAGAGUCUUGUCAGUCAUGCAGAGAAUCUAAAUCAAAUACUAAAGCAGAAAAUUCUCAUUGCAGAAAUCUUAAUGUGAUGGCUGAAAAUCAUGAAAUAAAUGAAAAAUAUGAGAAUUUAAAAAAAGAAGCUGAAAAAAAUUACCAGUUCCUUAUUCAGCUUGAUAAUCAAGAUUUGAUACCAAAUGCUGAUUCAUUUGAAUGUUCUGUUUGUUUCAGUGAUGUUAAAGCAAAUGAAGGAGUUGUUUUAAGAGAUUGCCUUCAUCAGUUUUGCAAGCAAUGCUUAGCAAAUGCCAUUGAAUUUACAGAAAAUGCAAUUAUUAAGUGCCUUUUUAGAAAUGAUCAAUACUCCUGUGAUAGCAUUCUUCAAGAAAGAGAAAUUAAAGCAUUAGUGUCACCAGAAGUUUUUGAACGAUAUUUGCGGCGUGGAUUAGUAACAGCAGAAAGCUGUACAGAAAAUAGUUUUCAUUGUAAAUCUCCAGAUUGUCCUGGUUGGUGUGUAUAUGAAGACACAAUUAAUACAUUUGACUGUCCUGUUUGUUUUCAUGUUAAUUGUCUCUCCUGUCAAGCCAUUCAUGAAGGUUUAAAUUGUAAACAGUAUCAAGAUGAAUUAGCAUAUCGAUCUGAAAGAGACAAAGAAGCACGAGAAACUAAGGAAUAUCUUGAAAAUAUGGUGCAAGAAGGUAAAGCAAUGUUUUGUCCCAAAUGCAAUGUGAUAGUUAUGAAAAGAUGGGGAUGUGAUUGGUUAAAGUGUUCAGUUUGUCAAACAGAAAUAUGUUGGAUAACAAAACAGCCACGUUGGGGACCUGAAGGUCAUGGAGAUACGAGCAGUGGCUGUAGAUGUGGAUUGGAUGGCAAACGUUGUCAUCCACAGUGUAAUUACUGCCAUUAAAACAAUCAUACAGAAAUAAAGGUUUGGUAAUCAUCUAUCAGUUUAUUCUGUCAGCUUUUAAGUCUUAAUUAUAUUUCAACUCUUAUUGACCAAUAUAUAAAUUAAAUUAUGUGUUUAGUUAUGUUUAUAAAUUUAAAAAUUUGCUUGUCUUUUAUCGUGUAUCUUUACUCUAUCUUUAUUACUGUUGAAAUUGUUUUUUGUUAUAAUUAUUAAUGUACAUUAAAUAGAAUAAAUAAACAAUCUUUUAA